UGCCCAUACAGGUGUGCAUAAAUUGAAGGAAUGCCAGACUGAGUCACGGGAGCCUCCCCUCCCCGUCUACCUGAGCUGGAAUAAAACUGUCCCUUUCUGGAAAAAGGAUCCCACUACAGCUAUCCUCACCUCACCCUCUCUCCUCCUCUCCUUACACCGCUGGUGAGAGAGACAGGCAGAGGGAGUAACUCCUAAGAGAAAGAGGAGGAAAAGAAGUCCAUAUUUGAUCAGAGGGGACAGAGAGCCCUGCAAAGUUAUGUCAAGUUCAUGAGCUGCCUGCCUGCCCUGUGGAUUUAAACUUGGCAACUGAAUGGAAAAGAGAGAAAGGGGACCAAAGAAAUAAAAUAAACAGGCUAAGUGUGGAAGUCUGCUGGUGGCAGUGAAGCAGUGAAAUUCCCCUUUUGCCUUUAGAAGAAUUUCUUGGCUUGCUGUGUGGGUGACUGCUGUUUGGAUUGUUGCAGAGGAUUUGGACUUUGAAUCAGACAAAGCACUAAUGAGGAGGAAGAGGAUGGAUGUGCUGCUCCAAAGGACGUGGGCCGGGCUGCUCCUGUUGGUCAUGGUCUGUGAUGUAUGCCUGUGCCAGAAAACCAGAAUUAAUCGCUGCGUGGCCUCCAGAGCAAGAAGCUGCACAGAGUGUAUCCGAGUGAGCAAGGACUGCUCCUACUGCACGGACGAGACCUUCAAAGAAUCCCGAUGUGACCUGAGAGAGAACCUGGUGAGCUAUGGCUGCAGCGGGGCCAGCAUUGUGUACGUGAGAGGAGAGAUGCUGGUGCAGCAGAAUUUUAGCAUCGACACAUCUCUGAAGAAAACCCAGGUGUCCCCACAGCGGAUGUCCAUGCGGCUGAGAGCUGGGGAAGAGGCCAGCUUCAACAUGGACGUCUUCCAGCCCCUCGAGAGCCCUGUGGAUCUCUACAUCCUUAUGGACUUCUCCUACUCCAUGUCUGACGACUUGAACAACCUCAAAGAGAUGGGCCAGAAGCUAGCGGGAUUCCUGCAAGACUUGACCUCCAAUUACACCAUCGGAUUUGGCAAGUUUGUGGACAAAGUCUCGGCUCCACAAACAGACAUGAGACCUGAGAAGCUGCGAGAGCCCUGGAGGGACGCCGACUCGCCCUUCUCCUUCAAGAACGUCAUCCGCCUGACCAGCAACAUCCAUCAUUUCAGCCAGGAGCUGAUGAAAGAGCGCAUCUCCGGCAACCUGGACGCCCCGGAGGGGGGCUUUGAUGCCAUCCUGCAGACGGCUGUUUGCAAGGAGAAAAUCGGCUGGCGGACCGACAGCACUCACCUGCUGGUGUUCUCCACCGAGUCCGCCUUCCACUAUGAAGCUGACGGCACCAACGUCCUGUCAGGGAUCCUGCCAAGGAAUGAUGAGCAGUGUCACCUGAACCGAGCGGGCACCUACACCUACGACACCAAGCAGGACUACCCCUCCGUGCCCACCCUGGUGCGCCUGCUGGGCCAGCACAACAUCAUCCCGAUCUUCGCCGUCACCAACCACUCCUACAGCUACUACGAGAAGCUGCAUAAGUAUUUCCCCAUCUCGGAAAUCGGGGUGCUGCAGGAAGACUCCUCCAAUAUCGUGGAGCUGAUUCGCAUGGCUUUCGAGCGUAUCCGUUCCAAGAUGGACAUCCGGGCUGACUCAGUCCCUAAGUCCAUGAAGACAGAAUUUACCUCCUUGAAAUAUAAAAAGACAGAGUCUGGGUCGUUCCAUGUCACCCGAGGGGAAGUGGGCAGCUUCAAGGUUCGCGUGAAAGCUCAUGAGUAUGUGGGCGGGGAGCACGUCUGCAACCUCCCCAAGAAAGAGCAGCAGGGCAUAAUCCACGUGAAACCCUCCUCUUUGAGUGACAGCCUGAAAAUCGACGCCUCCGUCAUCUGUGAUGUCUGCCCCUGCGAACAGCAAAAGAUGGUUAGAGCGGCCAUGUGCAGUUCCAACGGGGACUUAGUCUGUGGGCAGUGCGUCUGCUACCCGGGCUGGCGAGGGGACAUGUGUGACUGUUCCACAGCCUCUUCCAGUGACAACCAGGCCUGCAUCCGCCCUGGAGACUCAGAGCCCUGCUCGGGGCGGGGCGAGUGCCUCUGUGGAAAAUGCCAGUGCUAUUCUGAGGACCUGACCCAGCGCUACGAGGGUGACUUCUGCCAGUUUGACAACUUACAGUGCCCGCGCACCUCCGGCUUCCUCUGCAAUGAUCGUGGUCGCUGCUACAUGGGUCAGUGUGCAUGUGAAAGUGGCUGGGGGGGGCCUGGCUGUGAAUGCCCCACAAGCAAUGACACCUGCGUCGACAGCAAAGGGGGGAUCUGCAAUGGCCGUGGGAAAUGUGAAUGCGGCAGGUGCAUCUGCGAGAAGCCUUCUCGGUUCACUGACCUCACCUGUGAAAUCAGCUACUCCCUGGGCGUGCUGGGGAUUUGCGAAGACAUUCGAAGCUGCGUCCAGUGUCAGGCCUGGGGGACCGGGGAGAAGAAGGGGCAGAAAUGCAAGGACUGCUCUUUCAAGAUCCAGAUGGUGGAUGAACUGCAAAAAGAGAAGGAGGUGAACGAGUACUGCUCGUUCCAGGACGAGGAGGACGACUGCACGUACCGCUACACCCUGGACGGGGAUCCCGGCACACUGCACAACAACACCAUCCUGAUGCAGAAGAAGAAAGAGUGCCCACCAGGAAGCUUCCUGUGGCUCAUCCCCCUGCUCAUUUUCCUGAUGUUACUCCUGGGGUUGCUGCUGCUGCUGUGCUGGAAGUACUGCGCUUGCUGCAAGGCUUGCCUGGCCCUGCUGCCCUGCUGUGCACGAGGCCGCACUGUCGGGUUCAAAGAGGAUCACUACAUGCUGCGGCAGAGCCUCAUGGCUUCGGACCACCUGGACACCCCCAUGGUGCGCAGCGGCUCCCUGAAGGGCAGGGACACCGUCCGCUGGAAGAUCAACAACAAUGUCCACAAGCCGGGCUUCUCCUCCCACACCACCACAAACCCCAAGGAGCUGAUUCCUUACAGCAUCUCGCUGAGACUGGCCCGGCUUUUCACCCAGAACCUCAUGAAACCGGACAGCCGGGAAUGUGAGCAGCUGCGCAAGGAGGUGGAGGAGAACCUGAACGAUGUUUACAAGCACAUUUCCGGUGUCCACAAACUCCAGCAGACCAAGUUCAGGUUGCAGCCCAAUGCUGGGAAAAGGCAGGACCACACGAUUGUGGACACAGUGCUCACCGCUCCCCUUUCGGCCAAGACGGAGAUCGUGAAAGUGACGGAGAAACACGUCUCUCAGGAGGCUUUCAAUGAGCUGAAGGUGACGCCGGGUUACUAUACCGUGACUUCUGACCAAGAUGCCCACGGGAUGGUGGAGUUCCAGGAAGGUGUGGAGCUGGUGGACGUCCGGGUCCCACUCUUCAUCAGGGAAGAAGACGACGAUGAGAAGCAGUUGCAGGUGGAGGCGAUUGAGGUCCCCAUGGGGACAGCGGCGAUUGGACGCAGGCUCGUUAAUAUCACCAUCAUCAAAGAGCAAGCCAGCAGCAUCAUCACCUUUCUGCAGCCAGCCUACUCUCACAGCCGCUUCGACCAGGUGGCCAGAAUCCCUGUGCGUCGGGAGAUCAUGGAAAAUGGAAAAUCCCAGAUCACCUACAGAACUCGCGAUCUCACUGCGAAGGAUGGCAAGGACUACGUCUUCGCAGAGGGCGACUUGGUCUUCCAGCCUGGGGAGAUGCAGAAGGAGGUGCAGGUGGCGCUGCUGGAGCUGACCGAGAUCGAUGCCCUUCUGCAGAACCGCCAGCUCAAACAGUUUGCUGUGGAUCUGCUCAACCCCAAGUACGGCGCCAAGAUCGGCAAAUACCCGCAGACCACGGUGACCAUCACUGACCCAGAAGUUGUGGAUGGCAUACAGAUCCCAAUUGGCCUGGGCCAGUUCCCUCAGUCUCCCAGAGGCAAGCUGGGUGCACCGCUCAAUCCGAACGCCCAAGCUCUAAGCUCCAGGAAAAUCCGCUUCAACUGGUUACCACCGCCUGGCAAACCAAUAGGGUACAAGGUGAAGUACUGGAUCCAAGGGGACCCUGAAUCGGAGGCCAGGCUGAUCAAUUCCACAGUGCCAUCAGCAGAGCUGAAUAACCUAUACCCCUACUGCGACUACGAGAUGCAGGUCUGCGCCUACAGCAACAUGGGCGAGGGGCCGUACUCGGAUAUCACCCACUGCCGCACCCUGGAGGACGUUCCCAGCGAACCUGGGCGUCUGGCUUUCAACGUCGUCUCUUCCACUGUGACUCAGCUGAGCUGGGCUGAGCCUGCCGAGACCAACGGGGAGAUCACAGCCUACGAAGUCAGCUACGGACUUGUCAAUGAGGACAAUGUUCCCUUUGGGCCCAUGAAGAAAGUUCUGGUUGAGGAGGCGAAGAAGCGCAUGGUUCUGAUUGAAAACCUGCGGGAGUCGCAGCCGUACCGCUACACGGUGAAGGCCAAGAAUGGAGCCGGCUGGGGGCCUGAGCGAGAAGCUACAAUCAACCUCGCCACGCAGCCCAGGCGCCCAAUGUCCAUUCCCAUCAUCCCCGACAUCCCAAUCAUCGAUGCCGAGGGCGGCGAAGACUACGACAGCUACUUGAUGUACAGCGCGGACGUGAUGCGCUCCCCGUCCGGCAGCAAGCGCCCCAGCGUCUCCGACGACUCCGGCUCCAGGUGGAAAUAUGUGCAGCUGCUGGGGGAGGACUUGGACCUUCGCCGCAUCACCUGGAGGCUCCCAGCCGAAAUGAUCCCCCGCCUCUCUAGCAGCAGCUGCUUCUCCUCGGACACCGAGGGUUUCCUCCACGAGGAUAGCUCCCAUUCUGAGCUGUUGGACAGCGACACAGCCAGCGGCAGCCUGACGAGGAGCACGACGCCCCGGCCCCAACCAGAGCAUCUGCCGAAUGGCCGGAUGGAUUUCACCUUCCCCGGCAGUGGGGGCACCCUGAACAGGACCUUGAAUGCUAGCUAUAACCAGCUGACCUCACACAUGCACACGGAGAGGAGGCUAAUGGGCAGCUCGUCUCUGACCAGAGAUUACAGCACAAUGACCUCAGGAUAUGACCAGCCAGGGAGGAUUCUCCCUUCCAUACGUGAAGAUGGUGGCAGGAUGGCCUUGCUGCCCCAAGACGUAGGUGUCAGGAGCAGGGCAAAGGUGAAGGGUUCCUAUGCCAGCAAUGGCUUUCGGGAUUCUAUAAUCAUGACUGAUGGGCCCACUGGGAUUGCCAAGUAUAUAGAUUCCAGAAUGGCCCUGGGCGUCCCUGACACUCCCACCCGCCUGGUGUUCUCUGCGCUGGGGCCCACCUCCCUGAAAGUCAGCUGGCAGGAGCCGCAGUGCGAGAAAGAGGUGCAAGGCUACAGCGUGCAGUACCAGCUCCUCAGUGGAGGAGACGUGUACAGACUGAGCAUCCCCAACCCCACUCACAACUCGGUGGUGGUGGACAACCUGCUGCCAAACCACUCCUACAUAUUCAAGGUGAAGGCCCAAAGCGAGGAGGGCUGGGGCCCCGAGAGAGAGGGCGUCAUCACCAUUGAGUCCCAGGUGGACCCGCAGAGCCCGCUGAGUCCUGUACCAGGUUCACCGUUUACAUUGAGCACCCCCAGUGCGCCAGGACCCCUGGUGUUCACUGCCCUGAGCCCGGACUCGCUUCAGCUCAGCUGGGAGAGACCCCGCAAGCCCAACGGGGCCAUUCUGGGCUACAUGGUCACCUGCGAGAUGCUGCACGGAGGAGGGGAACCCAGGAAUAUCUAUGUGGAGGGGGACAACCCAGAAACCUCCCUGACAGUGCCCUACCUGAGCGAGAACAUCCCCUACAAGUUCAAAGUGCAAGCCAAGACCACCCAAGGGUUUGGGCCAGAAAGAGAGGGCAUCAUCACCAUUGAGUCUCAAGAUGGAGGAGCUUUCUCACAGUUCGGAGGGCAGCAAUACAUGAGAGAGGAAGUGUACAACCUCCCCGCGGAAUACAACACCACCAUCAGCCACUCCUCUCUGGAGCCCUACUACACAGAUGGCAUGUUGAUGACCACCCAGCGGGUGGAGAGCAGUGGCACCCUCACCAAGCAGGUCACCAAAGAGUUCGUCAGUAGGACCAUGAUGUCCAGCGGAACACUCACCAAACAGAUGGAGACACAGUUCUUCGAAGACUGAGCUGGGGAGAGGCUGCCAUAGGGGUGUGCGUGUUCAGACUGCAGAGCUUUUCAGGCAGGCUCAUGCUAUGGUCAGCUUCCAGGCUCUGGGCCGCCGUGCCCACCUAAUCUCACCUGGGCAUAGAACUGCAGUGGCACUUGACACACUGGUCAUUCCUUUGAAGCCCACCGCCGUGGAGGCGGCAAGAAUAUAUAUAUAUAUAUAUAUAUAUA
Messenger RNA from Malaclemys terrapin pileata, 6327 nucleotides. It is a transcript of the gene ITGB4, whose product is annotated as integrin subunit beta 4. Gene Ontology annotation, molecular function: integrin binding. Lineage: Eukaryota; Metazoa; Chordata; Testudines; Emydidae. The transcript is spliced from 41 exons. Gene Ontology annotation, cellular component: membrane; focal adhesion; cell surface. Bases 494 to 6115 code for a protein of 1873 amino acids. The record is from RefSeq and is a predicted model, not a curated record. Gene Ontology annotation, biological process: cell adhesion mediated by integrin; integrin-mediated signaling pathway; cell migration.